AUGGCCUCGUUGAAAGAAUCCCUGGCUGGCCCGGGAUAUGUGAUUCUUAAUGCCAUUCGUGUGAUAAACAUCAUUGUGUUUCUGGACAUUAUUGCUGCUAGUGUGGUCAUGCUGGUCAAGAUCUCCCUUUUAACAAACUUUUUCUUUUUUGAGGCUGUCUCUCAUGUCGCAAAUGCGGGAGUCAGCAUAUUCCUCAUUAUUUCCGAGCUUCCUGUUUUCCGUGGCUACUUUGAUCGGAACUGGCCAUUAUUGGGGCAAGACUCAGGAUUCAUCACGUUGGCGAUAGCAAUGCUAAUUCUAGGCGUUGGGGUCUUGGGAGACCUGAACACAAAAGCCACAAGCCAGGAGGCUCUUGGAAUGGCAUUCUGGCGGAUUGUGCUCUCUGCCGGCAUCCUAGCUAUGAUCAUGAGUGUGGUCAAUGCAAUCUCGAGCUUUAUUUUUGCGGAUAGCGAUCUGGGUGUCAGUGCACGACAUGUGCGGGUCUAUGGAGCAGUGGCACCCCAGAAAGUGAUGACGCGAAGUGGCAGUCAACGCUCCUUUCAGCUCGGCAUGAAGAGGGAAGAGACUCUGCCGACAUACAGCCCACAAAGCUCGGUCAGAAGGCAGAUGUCGAUGCGGCAGAAUAUCCGAUUCCCUCUGAAGAUUUCUUCGCCAGUCAACCCGAUCAAUCUGAAUGAUGCGGCGUCAUCGAAAUACUCGAGGAACUCCGCAGGGUUGACGAUUCCCGACCUCGCCCAUCACCCGGCAAUGCACAUCAAAUCGGUCUUCAUCUUCUUCGCGCCCAUCAUCAUCCCCCGGGCAAUCAACUACUACCGCAGCCUUCGAGUCGCCUUAGCCACACGUCCAUCCCCUCGAGCUCUCCCACAAGAUGCCAGCCGCGCCCUAAACGUCCUCUUCUGCGCCAUCACCCUCUUCUUCUGCCUCAGCCUCCCCUUCAACCCGCACGCGCCCUCCCAAAGCAUCUUCACCCUCACCCACUCGCGCAUCACCACCUCCACCGACAUCAUCUUCUCCCGGCUCGCCCGUCUUCGCCCCAAUGAAACCCUCACCCCCACCGACAUCCUCCUCAAAUCCAAAUUCACCUCUGUCGGCGCCCGCAAACUCUACCUCCGCUUCGGCCCCGACCCCCUCACCCAAUGCGCCUUCUGCUCCCUCGAUAACCUCCACACCUUCGCCCUCUACCACCUCCCCUUCCACCUCUUCCUCCCACACCUCUUCCACCUCGCCAUCAUCGGCCUCACCACCGCCGCCCCCUUCGCCGGCCCCGAUGCAUCCAAAUGGCGUAAACCCUUCACCAUCGCCGCUAUCGCCCUCGCCCUCCUCGACAUCUACAUCGUCCUCACCUACGAUCCCAUGCAAUAUGCCUCCGCGGCCGUGCGCGCCGGCGUCGCCAUCCCCUCCAGCUCAUAUUACCAGCUCGGAUUACUCCGUCCUCUCGUUUUCGCGGUCUUUGAUGGCGUCUGCGCCCUACUCAUCUAUCUCUCCGCGACGCGUCGAUUCUUCUUCGCCCCGCCCUCGCAGGCUGAACAGGUUGAUCAGCUCGUUUUGGCGUCCUUGAAUGCGCUCUCUGGCACGACGUCAAAGUUACAUGCUGUGAGUGUGGCGCGGAAUGCGGUCGUUCGGGAUAAGGUUCUUAAGGAUCGGGAUGACGCGUAUUGGCGGACGGUGGUGGCGAUGAAUGUGGAUAAUCCGGCGUUGAAGGAGAUGUUUGUUAAGGGUGGAGGGGGUGAGGGGGGUGGGUCGCCGGCUCCGGGUUCGAUUUGGGAGGAGGAGGAAGUUGUUCGGGCUAUGUCGAGGGCGAUGGCUGGACAGGGGGGUGUGGAUUUGGCGAGGUUGGGGGUUGAGGCGUCGGAGUAUGUUAAUGGGGUUACGGCGGGGUUGGAGGGGAAUUAG
Messenger RNA from Aspergillus ibericus CBS 121593, 1893 nucleotides. RefSeq lists its product as uncharacterized. The record is from RefSeq and is a predicted model, not a curated record. NCBI's taxonomy places the organism in Eukaryota, Fungi, Ascomycota, Eurotiomycetes, Eurotiales, Aspergillaceae. The coding region runs from base 1 to 1893 and encodes 630 amino acids. The transcript has 4 exons.